AUGCUGUCCAAAGGCUUUAAAUAUUCGCGGUUGGACGAUGACGAUGUUGGGGACUCGAGCGAGGAGCCGGUCUCGAUCCGUGUGCCGAUCAAUGGCAUGACGUGUCAGUCGUGUGUCAGAAAUAUCGAAGGAUCCGUCGGAGAGCUGCCCGGAGUGCGACACGUCAAAGUGGAGUUAUCAGAAAAGGCCGGUUAUUUCAGAUAUGACCCUCGCGAGUGUACGGCGAGUGUUAUCCGGUCGCACAUAGAAGAUAUGGGCUUCGAAGUGCCCUUCGAAGUGGACACGGAGGACGAGACCAAAAAUCUCCUUGAACGCGAGAUACCAACAGAUUUAUUAAUCGACAUGAGUGGCGCCGGCUCUGACGAGAGUUCCCUCUUGCUAGCCGUCACGGGAAUGACGUGUCAGUCAUGCGUCGACACCAUACAGGGUAGCCUAUCGGAAAUGCCGGGAAUCCUCCACAACGCCGUGAGUUUGGCUGACAAUUCGGCCUCGGUUCGAUUCUCGCGCGAAGCAAUAACGCCAAGACAAAUCGCAGACGCCGUCUAUUCGCUCGGGUUCGACGUGGAUAUUAUAAGCGUAGAUGGAAAACCGUUGAGUGAAAGUACUCACGAGCGAGCUUUCGGUGAUGGUGAUCUGUCUCCAAAGGUCAACGGAGCACCGGCCAAUGGGACAGUGGCCACAGCGACGGAGGAGAUAUCUCGUUGCACGCUGGAAGUCAGGGGCAUGACGUGCGCCUCCUGCGUGGCCGCCAUCGAGAAACAUUGCUCCAAGUUAAACGGCGUUCACUCCGUAGUGAUAGCCCUCUUGGCCGCGAAGGCGGAGGUGAGGUUCGAACCGAACGUGAUUCCGGCCGCGUCCAUAGCGCAGUCCAUCACGGAGCUGGGCUUCCCCGCCGAAGUGGUAGGCGAGAGCGGCGCGCCGAGGGAUCUGACGCUUCUGAUAAAAGGGAUGACGUGUGCCUCGUGCGUGAACAAGAUCGAGAAGCGGCUGCUCAAGCUCGACGGAGUCGUGUCUUGCGUCGUCGCUCUCACCACCUCCAAAGGCAAAGUGAAGUACGACCCCGAAGCGAUCGGCGCCCGCAAGAUCUGCGACGCCGUCAACGGCCUCGGGUUCGAAGCCAGCCUCGUCACCUCCGGCAUCAGGAAUAGCGGGAACUACCUGGAACACAAAGAGGAAAUAAGAAAAUGGCGCACGGCCUUCCUGAUCUCGCUGAUAUUCGGAGCGCCGUGCAUGGCGGCCAUGGUGUACUUCAUGUGGCACAUGGGCGAGGGCCACGACGCCCGGGACAUGUGCUGCGUCCUUCCCGGCCUCAGCCUCGAAAACCUCAUCAUGUGGGCGUUGGCCACGCCCGUCCAGUUCAUCGGCGGCUGGCACUUCUACAAGCAAGCUUACAAGGCCCUCAGACACGGCACCUCCAACAUGGACGUCCUCAUCUCCAUGACCACUACCAUCAGUUACGCGUACUCGUUGGCCGUGGUCAUCGCGGCGAUGGUCAUGCGGACGGACACCAGUCCCUUGACUUUCUUCGACACUCCGCCCAUGUUGCUGGUCUUCGUGUCCCUGGGACGGUGGCUGGAGCACAUCGCGAAGGGCAAGACCUCCGAGGCGCUAUCGAAGCUGCUGUCCCUGAAGGCGACGGAGGCGGUGCUCGUGACGCUGGACGGCGAGGGUCGAGAGAUCUCGGAGAAGAGCAUCCCCGUCGAGCUGGUGGAGAGAGGAGACGUGUUGAAGGUGCUCCCGGGCGCCAAGAUCCCCGUAGACGGCAAAGUGAUGUCAGGGCAGAGCACGUGCGACGAGUCCCUCAUCACCGGGGAGUCCAUGCCCGUCGCGAAGACCAAAGAUUCGCUAGUGAUAGGCGGAAGCAUCAACCAGCACGGAGCCCUCCUGAUGCGCGCCACCCACACCGGGGAGGCGUCCACUCUCGCGCAGAUCGUGCGACUCGUGGAAGAGGCCCAGAGCAGCAAGGCGCCCGUGCAGAGGCUGGCCGACACCAUCGCGGGAUACUUCGUGCCGAUAGUGGUCUUCCUGUCCCUUCUCACCCUGGUCUGCUGGAUGAUCACGGGCGCGCUGGACAUCGACAAGAUCAAAAAGAUCACACCGGAAAUUUACCGCACCUUCUCCGAUUGGGAACUGAUAGUGCAGACCUCGUUCCACUUCGCUCUGUCCGUUCUGGCCAUAGCGUGCCCGUGCGCGCUCGGGCUGGCCACGCCCACCGCCGUCAUGGUCGCCACGGGCGUCGGGGCCAAGUUGGGCCUGCUCAUAAAGGGGGCUGAACCCUUAGAGAACGCUCACAAAGUCAAAACGGUGAUAUUCGACAAGACGGGGACCAUCACCCGCGGCAGUACCACCGUGGCGAGGGUUUCGCUGCUCACGGGCGAAGCCAACUCCCUUCAAGACAUUCUCGCCUGUAUUCUUACCGCGGAACUGAACUCCGAACACCCCGUGGCCUCCGCCAUAGUCCGGUGGUGCACGGCGGUCCUCGGUUCGUCGGAUCGAGCGCAAUGCAGCGGCUUCACUGCGGCACCCGGCUGCGGCCUCAGGGCCAAACUCACGCUGCGCACGCGCGACAAUUUCCCACGACUCGAUAUCGGGGCUGAAAGAUUGCAAACCAGAGAAGGCUCGUCGUUCCAACUUCGGGGUGUUCCCGUGGACAUGAUAGAGGGCGAUGGCGAUUCGGCCCUCAGUUCUGCGCAGGCGGCGCACCGGCUGAACGCUAUCAUCCACAAUGGCAACGAUCAGGACGCGGAACAAAUAGUUCUGAUCGGCAACCGAGAGUGGAUGCAUCGCAACGGAGUGUCCGUCCCGAGGAGAGUUCAGCGAGUGCUCAGAGACGACGAGGAGUUGGGUCGGACCGCCGUCCUCGUCGCCAUCAACGACCAGCUGGUCUGCACGAUCGGCGUGGCGGACGAAGUGAAACCGGAGGCCCAUCUGGCGGUCUACUGCCUCAAGAAGAUGGGUCUAGAGGUGUGCCUGCUCACCGGAGACAACAGGAAAACCGCCGUGGCCAUCGCGAGACAGGUCGGAAUAACCAAGGUGUACGCCGAAGUGUUGCCCUCGCACAAAGUGGCCAAGAUCCAGAAACUGCAGGAGAAGGGCCAGAAGGUGGCCAUGGUCGGAGACGGCGUGAACGAUUCUCCCGCGCUGGCGCAAGCGGACGUGGGCAUCGCCAUCGCCUCGGGGACGGACGUCGCCGUCGAGGCCGCGGACCUCGUGCUCAUGAGGAACGACCUGCUGGACGUGGUGGCGUGCCUCGAGCUGUCUCGGACGACCGUCCGACGGAUCCGGCUCAACUUCGUGUUCGCGUCCGUCUACAACUUGCUGGGAAUACCUCUGGCCAGCGGCGCCUUCGCGCUCUUCGGCCUUCAGCUGCAGCCGUGGAUGGCGUCGGCGGCGAUGGCCAUGAGCUCGGUGUCCGUCGUCUGCUCCAGCCUAAUGCUCAAGACUUUCAGAAAAGCCAAAGCGGAGGAUCUCCGAACGACGGAGUAUCUCCAGUCGAUACAUCUGGAGCGAUUGGACUCCGUGUCCGUGCAUCGCGGCCUGGACGACAAAAUAUACCCGGACAGCCGCGCCUCACCGCUCGCUAAAUUAUUUCAAAGAAACAAGCCGAGUGAGGGUUGCCUCUUGCGAGAGGAGGACGACCUCAUGACCGUCUCUUUCAUACCCAAACGACCGACGCGAGAACAGCCCGGCGUCAACGGAUAA
Pieris macdunnoughi is the source of this 3702-nucleotide messenger RNA. The record is from the annotation of a GenBank genome assembly. NCBI's taxonomy places the organism in Eukaryota, Metazoa, Arthropoda, Insecta, Lepidoptera, Pieridae.